AUGCAGGUGAGUCAAGCAGGUACCAGGCAGAGUCCAGGCUGCACGCCCUGCUCGCCGCCAACCAAUCUUGUUGUGUCCAUGGCGUGUGCUGGUGGGAGUGGUGCUGUGGUGGAGGUCGUGAGGCCGGGCAGCAGCAUGAGUGGCUGGCAGCAGCAGCAGCAGCAGCAGCCAGCCUCAGGUGUGGGGAAGUGCAGGCAUGGUGGCAAGAAUCACCUGGAGGCAGGCAGCUCUGUCCACAGAGGAGAGAGUAAGUUUGAGUGCCAGCAGUGUGACAAAACUUUUGUAUCCAAACAAGGCCUUAAGUACCACACCCUGACACACAGUGGUGUUAGAAAUUAUGAGUGUGGUGAUGGUGUUAGAAAUUAUGAGUGUGAUGAGUGUGGAAAAAGAUUUCCUACCAUUUCUCGUCUCAAUAAACACACCUUCAGACACACUGGCUUGAGGGAGUUCAAGUGUGAUGUUUGUGGCAAGUGUUUCAAGACAAAGGGUGAUAUUGCCAAGCACAUGAGGAUCCACUUCUGA
Scylla paramamosain (green mud crab) is the source of this 522-nucleotide messenger RNA. Its product is annotated as zinc finger protein interacting with ribonucleoprotein K-like. The record is from RefSeq and is a predicted model, not a curated record. Bases 1 to 522 code for a protein of 173 amino acids. The transcript is spliced from 3 exons. Gene Ontology annotation, biological process: regulation of DNA-templated transcription. Gene Ontology annotation, molecular function: DNA-binding transcription factor activity, RNA polymerase II-specific; RNA polymerase II cis-regulatory region sequence-specific DNA binding. NCBI's taxonomy places the organism in Eukaryota, Metazoa, Arthropoda, Malacostraca, Decapoda, Portunidae.